GAAUAGAGAGAGACACUUUGUUGGUAAGUUCAUGGCUCAAAAACCUGUGAAGUACUACGUGGUUGACGCGUUCACCGAGUCACCGUUCAAGGGAAACCCUGCAGCAGUGUGUUUCUUAGAAGAGCAUCGGGAAGAUGACUGGUUGCAAGCGGUUGCCACUGAGCUCAAUGCCCCUGUCACCUGUUACUUAACUCGCAUUCCCGAGUCUAAUCACAACCUUAACUCGCUCCACGCAACCUCUAAUAACGCCCGUUUUCGCCUUAGAUGGUUUACUCAUGUUAAUGAGGUUAAACUUUGUGCCCACGCCACAUUAGCUUCUGCGCACACACUAUUUUCGGCUGGUUUGGUGGAUACCAAUAUUAUUGAUUUUGUGACGCCAUCUGGAGUACUAAUUGCCAGAAAGGUCCCAGAAAUCAACGUCACCAAUGCCUCAAACUUGCAAAAGGGGUUAGUUGAGAAUGGAUUUUAUAUUGACUUUGAUCUCCCCGCUCACCCAAUUAUAGAAUUCAACUUCGACGAUACCUCACAAGUUUCUGGGGCAUUGAACGGUGCUUCCAUUGUUGAUAUAAAGAGGACACAAAUUGGAAAUGACAUACUUGUUGUAGUCACAUCUGGAAAGAAUGUAACAGAAGUAGAGCCACAUUUUGAUGCAAUAGCUAAAUGUCCUGGAAGGGGGAUAAUUGUUUCGGGGAUCGCUCCCCCAGACUCGGGAUUUGACUUCUACAGUCGAUUCUUCUGCCCCAAAGAUGGAGUCAAUGAGGAUCAUGUGUGUGGGAGCGCACACUGUGGCUUGGCAUCUUAUUGGAGCAAAAAGCUGGGAAAGUGUGAUCUCAAAGCUUAUCAGGCAUCACCGAGAGGGGGAGUUCUCAAUAUUCAUAUUGAUGUGAAGAACCAAAGAGUGAUUUUGCGAGGGAAGGCUGUUACCGUUAUGGAAGGGUGUGUUCUGGUCUAGUCCUGUUC
Molecule: messenger RNA, 960 nt
Organism: Abrus precatorius (Indian licorice)
Lineage: Eukaryota; Viridiplantae; Streptophyta; Magnoliopsida; Fabales; Fabaceae
Exons: 6
Coding region: 32-952 (306 amino acids)
Biological process (GO): biosynthetic process
Cellular component (GO): cytoplasm
Molecular function (GO): isomerase activity
Source: RefSeq, a predicted model, not a curated record